UCUGCAUUAAUCACCAACAAGUCAUUGACCGAUAUUGUGUCUUUUUUGGCGAACUUCUUUGUUAUGCAAAGAAUCCUCACCGACGGGUCAUCAGUCACUAUAAUUCCGACAGGCCCUUGCACCUUGAUUGGUCCAACUGCUUGCUAUGCAGGUCACAUGUUUUUGGGAAGCUCCUUGGAGCACAAUUUGAUCUGGCUCAUUGAUUGUUACCUAUUCCGCUAUUACGUCCUCUACGUCCGUGAUCCUUCAAUCAAAAGCAUCAUCUUCGCCGCAGUUCUUGUCUAUACCCCAAGCUUUAUUCACAUUGCAAUUUGGAUUAAGUUAUUUGAUGCAGGGCAGAUGGAAAUUAAGAUGAAUGGAACUGAGCUACUUGCUAACCAGCUGGAAUUUUCUGAAAUGAAGUUAACCGGCCGUAUUGUGUAUUGGAGUUCAAUUGUCGUCUUUGUUCAGCUUGUGUUCACCGCUCUUCUCGUUUCCUACAUUUGGAAUGUUCUUAUCAACUUUCUCAAAAGCAUGGGAGUGCGCCUUUCGAAUGAUCUCAAGAUUAUCAACAGACAAUUAGUUAAGAUCCUAACCUUCCAAGUGUGUAUUCCCAUCUGGUUCUUCCUCGGUGUCUUCUUUCUUCUUCCUUCCUUCCUCGCCAUGUACUCCCAAUCCACGCGACCUGACACUGUACAGUACGCCAUCACGAUUUCUUUCAUGUUGGCUCCAGUUGUCUCCCCAUUUGCAUACAUCUUCUUUGUACCACAUUACUGAAACUUUUGCAUUGGCAAGAAUGAUGUUGCUCCAGCAAAUUCAUCGAUUUGUGCAACCUCGGCGACUUGUGGCAGUGUGGAAAUGAAAUCUGUGGCUUGA
Molecule: messenger RNA, 855 nt
Organism: Caenorhabditis elegans
Lineage: Eukaryota; Metazoa; Nematoda; Chromadorea; Rhabditida; Rhabditidae
Source: the annotation of a RefSeq genome assembly